Molecule: messenger RNA, 1676 nt
Organism: Solea solea (common sole)
Lineage: Eukaryota; Metazoa; Chordata; Actinopteri; Pleuronectiformes; Soleidae
Product: transcription factor 15-like
Exons: 2
Coding region: 127-648 (173 amino acids)
Biological process (GO): developmental process; regulation of transcription by RNA polymerase II
Molecular function (GO): DNA-binding transcription factor activity, RNA polymerase II-specific; protein dimerization activity; RNA polymerase II transcription regulatory region sequence-specific DNA binding
Source: RefSeq, a predicted model, not a curated record
GGUGUCAAAACAAACUUGUGUUGGCUGAACCUCGGAGGCACAGCAGGCAUUUACGCACAGCUCUGCGCUACACGCGGCUGUGUUGUGUUUGAAAAGAAGGGAUUUUUUCCCCCCUCCACGUUAUCAAUGAUGGCUUUCACUAUGCUGAGGCCGGUGUCCACUCAUCCGUUCUCUUAUCCCGCUGACCUGACCCUGAUGUCGGACGACGAGGAGGGGAGCCGCAGCGAGAGCGACGGCAGCACCGACCAGGGCUACGGCUGCUGCGGCACCGGCGGUGUGGUGGUGCGGCAACGGAACGCAGCCAACGCCAGGGAGAGACACCGGACCCAGAAUGUGAACACAGCCUUCACGGAGCUGCGGACUCUUAUCCCCACGGAACCGGUGGACAGGAAACUGUCCAAAAUCGAGACGCUGCGGCUGGCGUCCAGCUAUAUCUCACACCUGGCCAACGUGCUGGUGGUGGGGGAGGGCAGGGAGGACGGUCAGCCGUGUCUCACCACCGUCUACAAGGAGCUGAAGGGCAGCGGAAGAGAGGUCAAGCAACCCCGUACCAUCUGCACAUUCUGCCUCAGCAACCAACGGAAAGCGGUGACAGACAGACGAGGCUGUGUGAAGAUGCACGGGAACAGUGGAAGGCGAAUGAGGUGAUGGAAGUGUUUGACCUGCAGCUGAAGUGGAUCUUCUCUUCUUGCAAGCAGAUCUUGAAUAAAGCCUUGAGAGGCUGCAGUCUUAAAGGACUACUCUGACUUUUUGGGAGUUUGCCUCAUUGGUCCCUUUUUACCAUUUACAGUAGGAGAUGAAAGGAUUUGCAGCAAACCACUUGUUGUUUACCAGCAAAUGAAGCAGCUCUUUCCACUGUACUACAGUCACAGGCUAAUAAGGCUGCAACUAUCGAUUAUUUUCAUUAUUAGUUCAUCUCUUCAUCACAUGAUAUGCAAAUCUUUGGAUGCCACAAACACCCCUACCAACCAUUUCCUUGACGAGUUGAAUAUCAGAGUAAUUGCAAUUCAUUUAGUUGUCAAUUACUAAUCAAUUCAUUAAUUAAAGUAUUGAAACAAUCCCCAGCAAUAAGUAUAAAGCAUGUGGUCAUGAAUGUUCUUUUUAUCUCUUGCCCCAACUCUUUUACCAAAAAUGUUUAUAUUUACACAGGAAGUGAUGAUGUCAUACAGGGUUUUGCAUACGGGUCACAGAACAGAUGUUAUUACCUGCUGGGGAUUAAACUAAAAGCGGAUUAUUGUAUAGUAUGUCCAUAAUCCAAAUGUUUAAAAAAAUAAAAUAAACAAAAGAGUGUUGCAUUUAGAUCUUUUAAUAUAUAAACCAAUAACAGAUGCUGACUUCACUAAAUCUACUGCAUAUUAUAAAGGUUGUGUUAUCCUUUGUUUACAUACUGUACAUGAUAUCUUUUCUCAGUACAUAUGUAAAAUUACAAGUAAUUACAGUAUGAAAUGACUGAUGUUUAAAUAGUAAAAGCUCUAUGAUGUGUGGAACCUGAUACCUUAUUUACUGUAUUGGGUAAAAUGUUAAUGAGACAAAACUCCCAGUGAAGUUUUUUGUGACAGACUCUCCAUUCACAAACUGGUGUAAAAUUGUGUGCGACAGGAGGCAUUUGUGGGUCUUGUUUGACUUUUUUUAUAUUGUUGUUAUCUACUUUGAAAUUAAAUUUAUUUUUACACACA